AUGAGUUCAUCGGCAUAUAUUGGUGAUGAACCACCACCACCAUACUCAGAGACCAGCAAUGAUUCUAUUCCCUCUCACCAAAGACAGCAGCCGCCGAAUCCGACUACAGACCAGCCAUCCUCAUCACGGCCUACCCAGCUCUCCACUUUCGCCAUCAGUAUCAAGCCAAAUACUCGCCCGUCGGAGAUACCCUACCCAUCCGAGUGGGCUUCGAUGCACCAUGUGAGCCCUCAGGACUGGGAUACCUUUACUGGGCGUCUGAUCCCCGAACCUGUGCACCAAGACAGCAAGUGCCUCUCUUACGAGCGCAAGAGAGCGAUCGAGGCUGUCAUCCAGGAAUGGAACGAGACCUACUUCGAGCCGAGAGGUGUCAAGAUCACAUUCGAGGAGUAUUCACACUCCCAAACAGGCGGCCAGUCGAGUUCGGGGGCGUCAUCCAGCACUACUCUUCCGCCCACAGGCCAUCCCGGGCCAUCAUCUGAGCCCCAAUCACAACGUCCUCCACAACCAUUCCCAGAUCAGCUACCUCCUCGACCAAGCGGACAACCCUCUCGCAAGUACAUAUCCACGAGACAAAAGUUGACGAAUAAGCUGAAGCAGGUUGCUCAAGAAAACGACAUCACUUAUUCGCCCCAACAUUUCCGUGUCGGCCAGAUGUUCACCGUUGACUCCAAGAAGAUCCAGAUUGGCAGGCUGAACGUCGACGACCGAGGCGUUCAGUAUGGAGGAAGGCCAAUAGGCCCUCAGUUCCCACCCGGCUACAUCGGUCAAGCUAUAAAUCCCCAAAAUAGACCUUCUCACAUGAAUGGCUAUGGGCAGAACGGCCCCGGCAAUGCGUCUGGUUAUCAAUAUGCGGCUCAGCCCCAGGCAUAUUAUGGUCAUCAAGGGGACAACCCUCGCACUCUCAAAUGA
Messenger RNA from Clonostachys rhizophaga, 912 nucleotides. Lineage: Eukaryota; Fungi; Ascomycota; Sordariomycetes; Hypocreales; Bionectriaceae. The record is from the annotation of a GenBank genome assembly.